AUGCCUAAGAUGCCUGCCACACCCCCUCAGCCCUCAGCGGCAGAACAGCAAGUGAAACAAACCGGCGAUGCGGCUGGCGGUGUCGACCAGGAGGCUGCUCCGGCACCUGCCGAGAGUACGGAGAGCAACUCAAGCCCUCCUGCGACGGAGAAAGAUGAAGAGAAUGAGGUUGAGGAAGAGGAAUCCGAAGAGGCAGACGACGAAAAAGAAUUCGCAGAGAAACAGGCGGAAACCCUUCUAGACGAGGGAAAGGCUCUCUUCCGCAGCAGAAACUGGGCAAAAGCUGCCGAGUACUUCUCCCGGGCCGUAGAGAGGAAAGUGACAGAACUCGGCGGCGCUGACUUCCACCCCGAACUCAGCACGUACUACCUGUGGUUUGGGGACGCGUUGCUGACCAAGGAAGAGCAGAAUGCAGAACUGUUUCAGUUCGACAAGACGAAGCAAGAAGCCGCGGAGUCGGGCGCACCUUCGUCAGGUGCCGAGUCUUCUGCGUCGUCGUCCUCGGCGAGUGGUAGUUCUUCGUCGACAGAAAAAGGCGCGCACUCUGAAGAGGAGGUUCCGGGCGGGAAUGCCGCCGGAAAGGUUUCUGAUGAGGAGCUGGCAUUCGAAAUGUUGGAGAUGGCGAAAAGGUGCCUUCUAAAGAAGCUGGAGAAGUCCCCGCCUCCGGCUUCGUCGGCCUCUUCUUCCUCAGUCCAGGCCGAGGACGAGAAAGGCCAAGCGAGCAAAGAGUCUGUUGUACACUCGGAUGUCAUCGAUCUCUCUUUCGCGUACGUCCGCCUCGCCGACAUGCAACUGAUGAACGAGAGAUACGACGAAGCGGCCCAGGACUACAGAGAGGCCGUAUCGCUUCGAGAGCGAUAUACAUUGCCCGAGCAGACGCUCAUGGCUCCACUCCUUUCGUUGGCCCAAGCCACGUUUUUCAGCGGGAAGAAGAAAGCCGCCUUGGAUGUUUUCAAGCGAACACUCUCCAUUGGGAAACAGAUAAAGGAAGGAGAGCUGGGGAUGCCAGACGGCAUGACCGCAGAAGCCCUCGCAGACACCAUAGAAGAUUUGCAACUUCAAGUAACAGACGUAGAGAGGCAGAUAGCCGAAGACGCAGCUGCCGGCAUCACUAGCGACGAGGCGGCGACAAAAGGCAGUCAGUGCGCUGCGCGUGAAUACAUUGCGACAACCACGUCGACAUUUGAUGCUCCUCAGUUAGAUCCGUCUUCCACAAAAGUCGUUCGAGUUUCUAUUCGGCCCAGCUCCGCCCCCGUUUCGGUCGUCGGUGGAGUCCCCAAGACAGAAAGGCACGACGAUGAAGAAGAGAGCUUCAGACACAGCCCGAAAAAACGAAGGAUUGAUCUAAGGCAACUGCAGAAUCUGGCUGAACAGAAGACAGCCAAGGACGAAGUGCAACCUAAAGUAGAGGAAGAGACAGCUAAGGCAGAAGAAGCAAAACCUGAGGCGGACAAAGUGAAAAUUAAAGACGAAUGA
Messenger RNA from Neospora caninum, 1476 nucleotides. Its product is annotated as putative TPR domain-containing protein. Gene Ontology annotation, molecular function: histone binding. Gene Ontology annotation, cellular component: nucleoplasm. Bases 1 to 1476 code for a protein of 491 amino acids. The transcript is spliced from 7 exons. Gene Ontology annotation, biological process: DNA replication-dependent chromatin assembly; CENP-A containing chromatin assembly. The record is from RefSeq and is a predicted model, not a curated record. NCBI's taxonomy places the organism in Eukaryota, Apicomplexa, Conoidasida, Eucoccidiorida, Sarcocystidae.